AUGGAAGCAAGAAGUGCAAUGCACAUACUCAAUGCUCCAAGCACCAAAAGUCUGAAGUAUGCGAUCCAAUCUGGUGUCAUCAAGAACUGUCCUAUCAUUCCUGUGCAGAACCUGAAGACUGACCCUGUAUUCGAAGCAUUGGAUAAGAUAUUCCGCUGCUACAACAAGGCAGGCUUUCAAGGCAAGAUCAUCAAGUAUGAUUGGGCAUUCAUUCCUCUCACAGAUGAUAGGCUAGACAAUGUGGGUGUUACUAUUGACCCGACUGCAGCUGGAAACCAAGAGUCUACAGCUGAAGGAAACAAUAGGAUGCUGAAAGAAAGAGUCAAAGUAGCUCUUGCACGAUUACCCUACACAGUGGUCCCAAAGGUCAUAAAUGUCAAUAUCAACUACAAGAGUGACAUGGUUGCUGAAUUUGGGACGGAUUCCAGCAAUUUGAUGGAACCCGGAAGUAUCAAAGCAAUUUACAUUGAACCUACAAAGGGACAACGUAAUGGGCACCAAGUGCUCAACCUCAAUACUAAGAAGAUGAUUUCCCGACCCAAGGUCUGCUUUGAUAAGAAGAGAGAUUUGGAGACAUUUCAAGAUGGCGAUCAAAUCGCAGGAGUGGAUGACACAGAACAAGGUUACAUAGAAGAAGCCUUUGAUCAGGACUAUGAUCCUGAAGAUUUUGAUGAUAUCAAUGACUCCAAAAGAGAAGAGCUCUUGGCAGAUGCAGACAAUGAUGUCAAUGAUAUGUCAGAACUCACUGUCAGAUUCCAAGGAGGCGGUGAAGAGGAAGAACCUAUUGUGGCCGAUUUGGAUCACCAUCAAGAAAAUAUCAAUAGAGGAACCGAUGAUAUUGGGAGCCUCAUUACUGAUCUGGAGGACCUACAAGAACCACCAGAAGAAGAGAUUGUAUUUGAGCCUGAAAUGCCUCAAGUAGCAAAAGUCAUUCAAUCUGGGCAAGCGUAUGCGCAAGCUGCAAUGUCUGGGCUGAACCUUUCUCAAGUUCCAAAGAAACCAAGAGAAUGGCCUUCAAGCAGGAGUGGCAGUUCUGCCAAUAAGAACAAGAAUCGAGUUGUGACAAGAAGCAAGCAUUGA
Molecule: messenger RNA, 1080 nt
Organism: Cylindrotheca closterium
Lineage: Eukaryota; Bacillariophyta; Bacillariophyceae; Bacillariales; Bacillariaceae
Source: the annotation of a GenBank genome assembly